Messenger RNA from Sitodiplosis mosellana (orange wheat blossom midge), 1366 nucleotides. RefSeq names its product ubiquitin-conjugating enzyme E2-17 kDa (gene eff). Bases 325 to 768 code for a protein of 147 amino acids. Gene Ontology annotation, biological process: ubiquitin-dependent protein catabolic process; protein polyubiquitination. Gene Ontology annotation, cellular component: nucleus. NCBI's taxonomy places the organism in Eukaryota, Metazoa, Arthropoda, Insecta, Diptera, Cecidomyiidae. The transcript has 6 exons. The record is from RefSeq and is a predicted model, not a curated record. Gene Ontology annotation, molecular function: ubiquitin conjugating enzyme activity.
UGUCAGUGGAUACGAUAGAGUUCGCUAGUGGUUGACGCAAAGUUGACAGUCUGGCGUCGAAAUUGAACGUAGUGGAGUGAAGUGUACGUUAACCCAAUUCGCUAUUUAUGUGUGAUUUCGAAUAAACUUGUGGUCGGAAUAAAAUUCGUUAGCAGAGGAAGGCCGCCAUCUUGCAUCGCUGCUGUUCGUUCUAAUCAAAAGACCAUUUCAGUUCAAGUUAUUGUCUGGUGCAGCAACCAGAUUAAUUAUUUAAGCAAAAAAAAAAUUUAAGAAAUAAUAUAAAUCCCGAACACAAAAAAAAACACAUAAAGAAAUUGGUAAAAUAUGGCUUUAAAAAGAAUUAAUAAGGAACUGCAAGAUCUUGGUCGAGAUCCCCCAGCCCAGUGCAGCGCUGGCCCAGUUGGCGAUGACUUGUUUCACUGGCAAGCAACAAUCAUGGGACCUCCGGACAGUCCGUACCAAGGUGGUGUAUUCUUCUUAACAAUACAUUUUCCAACAGACUACCCGUUCAAACCACCAAAAGUGGCUUUCACAACGCGCAUAUACCACCCCAACAUUAACAGUAAUGGUUCGAUUUGUUUGGACAUAUUAAGAUCUCAAUGGUCUCCAGCGUUAACUAUAUCAAAAGUUCUGCUGUCAAUUUGCUCUCUGCUGUGUGAUCCAAAUCCAGAUGAUCCAUUAGUUCCUGAGAUUGCAAGAAUAUACAAAACCGAUCGCGAAAAAUACAAUGAACUAGCUCGGGAAUGGACCCGGAAAUAUGCUAUGUGAUGUGAUGCUUUUUAAUAAAAGAGAGAGAAAAAUAUCAAUCCGUCAAAAAUGAAAAACACACAAUAAUUGCAUUAUUCUCUUAUUGAUUCUAGAAAUUAAAUGAGAAUAAUAAAGAUUAAUUGCAAACAAAAAAAAACAAACAGCAUCAUCCGGAUGAAAAAAAAAUGAGAGUAAAGGCAAAGAAUAAAAAAAAAAGAUUAAAUAACAACAACAACAAACAACAUGAAAAAUCACAAAAAAAUCUAUUAAAAAAAUUAAUAAAAAAAACUGAAAGAGAACGGAAACAUAUACAACUGAGCUAAAAUUUAUUGUAAACUGAAAUUAAAAAGCAGAAGAGAAAAAAAACAAACCAACAAAAACAAUAAGAGUAAACAAUAUCACCAAAAUUCAAAACCUGAAAAUAAAACCAAUAAAAAGCCGUAUGAAGAGAAAGAAAAAGCGUUCAGAAAUUACAAGAACACAGAGACACUCACAGCCACAACACACACACACACACACAACAACAAUAUUUACAUGGAAUCAUGGAAAAUAAAUAAUUAAUAUUGCUAUACUUAAUUUAAUAAACUUAGCCACAGUUCGCAUUUUGUUUAUAACGAAA